GGGACUAAUCACCUUUUGCAGAGGCACGGCAAGAAAAGUUGAUCCGAUCAGCUAAAAACAAUCUAAUCAGCUACCCUAUUUGGGCCAAGUAAUUUUCGAUUUCUGCCAUGUCGAUCCGCAUCCUCCUAAUCGGCAGCGGAGGCAGAGAGCAUGCGCUUGCAUGGAAGCUGUCUCAAUCUCCGCUCGUCGAAUCCAUCUUCGUCUCUCCUGGAAAUGGAGGAACUGGCCAGCUUCCCAAGACCUCCAACAUCUCCGUCCCACCGACCGAUUUCCCGGCACUGGUUUCGUUCGCCACACAAAAUGAGAUUACGCUCGUCGUCCCUGGUCCAGAACAGCCGCUGGUGGAUGGUGUGGAGACGUUCUUCCGAAAAGUCGGCAUCCCUGUAUUCGGCCCCAGUGCUUUGGCAGCUCGGAUGGAGGGCUCGAAAGCAUUCUCCAAAGAGUUCAUGGCGCGGCAUGCGAUUCCCACUGCAAAAUUCAAAACGUUCCCCCGAUCGGAAUACGCUGCAGCCGUCGACUACGUCAAGACAUGUGGGCACUCGGUGGUUCUGAAGGCCGAUGGACUAGCCGCCGGAAAAGGCGUCUUGAUACCGCAGACAGUCGAGGAAGCGAUUCAGGGUUUACGCGAAAUCAUGCUCGAUAGUGUUUUCGGAUCUGCGGGUGACGAGGUCGUCAUCGAGGAGCUGCUGGUUGGACCUGAGAUAUCUGUCCUUGCAUUCUCCGACGGGUACACAAUCGUCCCUCUUCCCGCUGCCCAGGAUCACAAACGCAUCGGCGAUGGCGACACUGGCCCGAACACCGGAGGGAUGGGGGUCUACUCGCCUGCGCCAGUGGCUACCCCUGCUAUCAUGGAUCAACUGAUGAAAGAGAGUCUGCGUCCGACGAUCGACGGCAUGAGGAAGGACGGCCUCCCGUUUGUGGGACUUCUGUUUACCGGCUUCAUGAUUACCGCGGAUGGACCCAAAGUGCUUGAAUACAACGUCCGAUUCGGCGAUCCCGAGACAGAGGCUUUGAUGCUACUCCUAGAUGACAAGACUGAUCUCGCUGCUGUGAUGCUUGCGUGUGCAGAACGGCGCCUGGAUGCUGUUCCCAUCUCUAUCCGUCCAGGGAUGUCGGUGUCUGUUAUCUUGGCGUCUCACGGAUACCCUGGCGCAUAUGCCAAAGGGAAGGUGAUCGACCUGAGCGCCGUUCCCGAUAAUGUUGCCGUGUUCCAUGCUGGCACAAUCGAAUCCGAGGGCAAGAUCUUGACUGCUGGCGGGCGAGUUCUUGCAGUCUGCGCCCAUGCAUCCACACUCCAAGACGCUCUGGAUGCUGCCUACGCUGCGAUCGACAAGAUCUCCUUCGACGGCAAGACAUACCGACGUGACAUCGGUCACAGGGCUCUCAAAGCCGGCGAACGCAGCCAGCUGACAUAUGCUCAGGCUGGCGUCUCGGUCGAGGCCGGCAACUCGCUGGUCGAAGCCAUCAAGCCCCAUGUGAAAGCUACCCGUCGUCCGGGAGCAGACGGCGAAAUCGGUGGCUUCGGCGGUGUUUUCGAUCUCAAAGCGACCAAGUAUGUCGACCCUGUGUUAGUCAGCGGAACGGAUGGUGUGGGCACCAAGCUCCGCAUUGCCAUAGAAGUCGGCAUCCACGAUCUCGUUGGCAUUGAUUUGGUCGCCAUGUCCGUCAACGACCUGUUGGUCCAAGGUGCCGAGCCGCUAUACUUUCUGGACUACUACGGAUGCAGCAAGCUUGAUGUUGGAGUGGCCUCUCAGGUCAUCAAGGGCAUAGCUGAUGGCUGCAUCCAAGCUGGCUGUGCGCUCGUCGGAGGUGAGACUGCCGAAAUGCCUGGCAUGUAUCAAGAAGAUGACUACGAUCUUGCUGGGUUUGCGGUCGGAGCGGUUGAACGUUCGGAUAUUCUCCCGAAAGCGGGCAUCGCACCGGAGGAUGUGUUGUUGGGCAUUGCUUCUUCGGGCCUGCAUUCGAACGGCUUCUCUUUGGUGCGCAAGGUCGUCGCCAUGGCUGGAUUAAGGUACGACUCCCCCUGUCCAUGGGACUCCAAUACGACACUUGGGCGCUCUCUUCUGGAGCCUACCCGUGUGUACAUCAAACAAAUCUUGCCUGUUGCCCAGGCUGGCCUCGUGAAGGGCAUGGCGCACAUCACCGGUGGAGGAUUCAUCGAGAAUGUGCCACGCGUGCUUCCCAAGGGCACCGGCUGCUUCAUUGACGCUGCGGCUUGGCCGCUGCCGCCGGUCUUUCGGUUCCUGAUGAAACAGGGCAAUGUCGCGCCGCUGGAAAUGGCAAGAACGUUCAACAACGGUCUGGGCAUGGUCUGCAUCGUCAGCGCCAAGGACACCGAGGCUGCGAUGACUGCGUUACGCAAAAACGGGGACGCAAAAGUGUACAAAAUCGGCGAGAUCGUGGACACACCCGGUGUGGAGAUGCGGAAUCUUGAGCGGUGGCUGUAA
Mycena citricolor is the source of this 2447-nucleotide messenger RNA. The record is from the annotation of a GenBank genome assembly. Lineage: Eukaryota; Fungi; Basidiomycota; Agaricomycetes; Agaricales; Mycenaceae.